AGUCUUACAAAUGUUUGCGUGAACUCUCUGACAACCUUAGCUAGUGAGUUCGAACCAGCUGUUAAAGAUUGUUUUUUUUUUUGCUUGCUAUUGUUGCUGCUAUUGUAUAUUUUCUGUGACUCUUUGUCUUCUAGAGUUUGGUUUUAAGGCCAACAAAAUGUCCGGUAUGUCACUGCGACUCAGGAGGAAUUAGCAGGCUGGCGUGAGCGCGCAGAGCUAAACCCAAUCGGUGUCGGGAGCGAGUCCGGAUUGUUCACCAUCUCGGGCCCAAGCAAUGCGCACCUCGCGCGUCUUCCCAAGAUCAUUUUUAACAUUGUCAUCCUUUUACACGGGGCAGCCAGCUGAACCUCCACGAGCACUAAGGGAUGAAACGAAAAAGGCCGCAUGUCUGUCGUCACAGCGAUGAGUGAGUCGUCGUCCGUUCACUCUGCAAAGCUCGUCUCGUUGGCCCGCUCGCUCUCCGGACUUGGGCUCGACGCUACCAACGGAGCCCCCCCGGCUGUCGGCCUGCCUGACGACGACCAGCCUCCUCUUCAGGAGUCCGGCAUCGAUCUCGGCCCAGGGCUCUUUUUUGCCGACGGCAAGAGGAAGGUGGAUUAUGUGCUGUGCUACAAAUUUAAAAAAAGGCGGAUAUCCAGGGGACGCCUCUCCAUCGCGUCCAACGGCAGCAUUCCCAUCCCCAUACCAGGCUUGUGGGAAAUGGACCCGGACUCUGGAGAGCCGGGAGGAGGAGCUACUUCGGGAGAUGCAGAGGAGUCAAAGUUGUCUGAGGAGGAGAAGGCGCUCAUGAGGGAGGAGUUUGAAACGGGGCUGCUCGAUGCCGGACUGCAGAUCGAACGCGAUAAAGAGAGGGCAAAUGGCAUCAGUUUUAUCCGGCUGCACAUCCCGUGGGCAAUACUCAGUCGAGAGGCCGAACUUCAGAAGAUCAAAGUUGCUGUCAAGAAGAAAUGUGAGCUGCGAAAAAGAGCGGGCAUUGCGGGAAUGUGGGACUCCUUGGCGGCGAAAAUGAACACGCCGUUCCAGCCGGACGUCCCCGACUUCGACGUCCAGCGGGACCCGCAGACGCAGGCCCAUUUCAAGACGCUCAAACACCCUUUCAUCAGAGACAAGCUUCACCUGUAUGACAUCACGUCGACAGAAACUGUCUUUGACAAUACGACACGCAGCAGAAUAGUUGCAGAGAUUAUUUCACGCACAACCUGCAGACACUCCUGCCAAACCACCGGCAUCAUGUCUUUAUUGGCUCGGGGGGUCUACAUCUCUGCCUUCCCUUUGCAUGACGGCCCGUUUUCCAGGAGAGGAGGUAAAGAUCAGCGAAAUGACAGACAGGUUCUCCAUGAAGAAUGGGCGAACUAUGGAGUCAUGCACAAGUACCAGCCUGUGGACCUGAUCAGGAAGUACUUUGGGGAACAGAUUGGCUUGUACUUCGCCUGGCUGGGUGUCUACACUCAGCUCCUCAUCCCUCCGUCAGUACUGGGCAUCAUUGUCUUCCUCUAUGGCAUCUUCACUGUGGACACCAAUGUGCCAAGUCAGGAGACGUGCGACGACAACCUGAACAUCACCAUGUGUCCGCUGUGUGACGGAGUUUGCGACUACUGGCGGCUGAGUACAGUGUGCUCGCUGGCUAAAGCGUCCUACCUGUUUGACAACGGAACCACGGUUCUCUUCGCCAUCUUCAUGUCUCUAUGGGCUGCUUGCUUCCUGGAGCACUGGAAACGGAGACAGAUGUGUCUGAAACACACCUGGGACCUGACUAGCUUGGAGGAUGAGGAGGAGCGAGUCCAGGAGGAGCUGAGGCCUGAGUAUGAAGAAGCAUUGCAGGAGAAGAAAGCGAAAAUGAAAGCAAAGUGGAAAAAGAAGUUGACUCGAAGUGGGGAUGGAGUGGAUGGAGAGAGGGACCAGAUGCUUUCCUACCAGCUCGAGCCAGAGUCCCUGGACAUCGAGGAUCACCUGCCCGGUUACCUCAUCAACAUGUCCACACUACUGCUCCUGGUUUUUGUGACUUUCUCGGCUGUGUUCGGGGUGGCCGUGUAUCGCAUCUGCAUGUUAAGCGUGUGGUCCAUGAACCCCGACCCCGAGGCCAAAGCCAGUGUGAGGAUGACGGUCACCACCACGGGCAUCAUCCUCAACAUGUUGGUGGUGCUGGUGUUGGAGGAAGUCUACGGAGCCAUUGCAGUGUGGCUGACUGAGCUGGAGCUCCCAAAGACACAAGAAGAGUUUGAGGAAAGGUUGAUCUUCAAGUCUUUCUUUCUCAAAUCCAUGAACGCCUUUGCACCUAUUUUUUACGUGGCCUUCUUCAAGGGCAGGUUUUCCGGUCGGCCUGGAGACUAUGUUUACGUCUUUAGCGACUACCGCAUGGAGGAGUGCGCGCCUCCAGGCUGCCUCAUUGAGCUGUGCAUCCAGCUCAGCAUGAUCAUGCUCGGAAAACAGCUCAUUCAAAACAAUGUGUUUGAGGUUCUCAUUCCUAAGUUAAGGAAGAUGUACAGAACCAUACAGGAGCAAAAAGGCAAGGACAGAGGCGGUGAGGAGGAGAUGGACGAAGCCGAAGAGAAGAGAUCCAAGCAGCAGUUCCACAAAGACUUUGCCCUGGAGCCCUUUGAGGGCGUGAGCCCGGAAUACAUGGAGAUGAUCAUCCAGUACGGCUUUGUAUCUCUGUUUGUGGCUUCCUUCCCACUGGCGCCUGCGUUUGCUCUGCUCAACAACGUCAUCGAGAUCCGCCUUGACGCCGCCAAGUUUGUGACCGAGAUUCGGCGGCCGGAUGCUGUUAGGUGUAAAGACAUAGGAAUAUGGUACAACAUUCUCUGUGGAAUCAGCAAGUUUUCUGUCAUUACCAAUGCGUUCGUUAUCUCCUUCACGUCGGAGUUUGUGCCUCGCAUGGUGUACCAGUACAUUUACAGCGGCAACGGCACCAUGAGCGGCUACACGGAGCACUCCUUGUCCUACUUCAACGUCACCAACUUCCCGCCGGGCACCGCGCCCAACACAACAGUAUCCAUGUGCAGGUAUAAGGACUACAGGGAUCCACCGUGGGCCCCGGAUGCUUACACCUUCUCGAAACAAUAUUGGUCUGUUCUGGCUGCAAAACUGCUCUUUGUCAUAUUCUUCCAGAACCUCGCCAUGUUCCUCAGCAUGCUGGUGGCCUGGUUGAUCCCCGAUGUGCCGCGGUCACUUCGGGAGCAGCUGAAGAAGGAGAACAUGAUGCUGAUGGAGUUUCUGCUUAAUCAGGACCAGGAGGCCCACGCCAAGGCGCUCUCCAGCAAUCGCUCCGUCUUGCCCUUCCCCGCCACCAUAGACAUUGUGGUGGAGGCGCCAUCGGAGGAGUGCCAGGUUGAGAAGGAGGUGGGAGAGGUCGAGGAGGAGGAGGAAGAGAAGGUGUUGGAGGUGGAAGUUGACGUAGCGCAAGAGGAGCCCAGUCGGACUAGCGACAGUGACUCAGAUGCGGGGAAGUCAUUUGAGGAUAUAGUUGGAACGGGAGAUGAAGAGCGAGGACGUGAAGGAGAACGUGAGGGACAAGAGGAAGCAGAAAAGUCAAAGGCUGCGGAGGAGGAAAUAAAAGUAAGCACUGUAGUUUAUCAAGUCAAAGAAGAUGAAAAGAAGAGCAAACCUCCAGGGGAGGAAAAUGAAAAAGCGGCAGCAAAUGAGGAAGACAAUUCGCUUGUGGAUCUGGACGCCCUCAUCAUCCAGCUGGGCCUCACAGAUGAAGACGCCUCAUCAAUCAAAGACACCGAGAUUCCACAGUCAAGCGUCCAACAAGAAAUUCCAUCCAAAAGAGCUUCCUGCCAGUCACUGAGCAGCUCCGUGGCAGAAAUAGCACCCUCUCACAGGGACGCAAGGCUCUUCGCGCCUAUCGCUCCUCCGCCCCGAGAGCCGGGCGCUGGCGGCAAGGCCCGCUGCUCCACCCUGCCUUCACGCCACCGAGAGGCGGAGACAUAUUACAGCCUGCCGCGACCCAGCCACUCCAGCAGCCUCUCCAGGUUUCGUCAGCAGGCAUCUCUCAUGCCGCUGGUCCCCCUCGAACCUUCGCUUCCGGCCAAGCCCAAGCCCGAGUCCCCGCAGCAGCGCCCCAGCUCCAGCGAACUCUUCUCUCUCAAAGGCCCCCCGCCUCAGCAGCCUCGCCCCAGGGGCAAAGCCCGGUGCUCUACCCUGCCCUCCAGACAAAAAGCCCCUGGCUCCGAGGAGCACCCCACCAAGACGAGCCAUUCGACCAGCUUCACAAAAGUGGGAGACGGAGUGCCCCCUUCCCCCAGUGAACUUAAACGCAACACGGCAGUAUGAGAGGAGGUUGGAGGUAUCAAAAAGAGAUGUGGGGAGUGAUGAGGGGGACAAUCUAGAUUAUUAUCUUGCCUGUGCCUGGAGCCUCACCCACCCCCUUAUUCCUAAAUAACACCCCACUUGGCCCGAUUAUCCUUUCCUACUGUCACAUAUGUUUAUACAACAGAAAGACAAUUCAAAGACAGCGACCGUGAUGCUCCAAAACGCUCCUUGCCGCUCAACACGGGAACUUAAAAACCUUUUCUUCAUUUUUUUUCUUGUUGGUUUUUACCCCACAGACGCAGCUGAAAUAGCCCACCCUCCUCAGUUAUGCCCAAUUGUGUCUCGUCACCGAUGUGCGUGGGAUCUUUAGAAUCCACAGUUACGCUCUUAGAAAAUAAAAUGUUCAUUUUUAGAGGUUUGUUUUGAUAUACAAAAUAAGACAUAAUAAAAGAAAAACAUCUUUUUA
Hippocampus comes (tiger tail seahorse) is the source of this 4720-nucleotide messenger RNA. RefSeq names its product anoctamin-1-like. Gene Ontology annotation, molecular function: intracellularly calcium-gated chloride channel activity; protein dimerization activity. Gene Ontology annotation, biological process: chloride transmembrane transport. Lineage: Eukaryota; Metazoa; Chordata; Actinopteri; Syngnathiformes; Syngnathidae. The record is from RefSeq and is a predicted model, not a curated record. Gene Ontology annotation, cellular component: plasma membrane. The transcript has 28 exons. Bases 385 to 4275 code for a protein of 1296 amino acids.